GCUGCCUGCAUUGUCUGGGCCCGUCCUUCACAUGUGUACGUGUGCCUGCGUCUGCAUCGGGAAACCCAAGCUAUUUAACAGGCGGGCACCCAGGCAAGCAGCCCCCAUCAAGGCAGCCCCACAAGAGCUUUGCCUUGAGUUGCCGCUGCUGCUGCCAGCAUGAGCGUGGCCUCACCUGCACCCCUCCCCGUGGAUCAGCCCUACCCGGGGGGCACGGGCCCCCGCUAUGCGACCUGGCGAGUGGAGCUGGGAGGUCCAUCCUGCCCGGCCCUCAAGGGCUUGUGCACUGCCAAGAGGCUCCUGCUGCUGCUGGCGGUCGUGGGGCUGCUGGCCGGGGUGGCCGCCGGGCUGUGGCUCCUAGCGUGGCACCUGAGGCAGCCCCCGAGGGGGCAGGAGACUCCUGCCCUGCCGGACCUGGCGGUGACCUUGAACUGCAGGGAUACGGAGGAGGAUGAGGAGCCUGCCUCGGCCAUGCCUGCCUUGGCCCCGCAGAGAGUCUCUUUCAGGAUCACCACGGGGACCUUCCUGCUGGAAGUGCAGGUGCCGGGCGUGCCGGGCUGGCGCUUGGCUUGUCACGACUACUGGAGCCUGGCGCAGGGGACGUGGGUCUGCCGGCAGCUCGGGCACCUCAGACUCACCCACCACAAAGGCGUGAACCUGACUGACAUCCAGGCUGACACCGGGCAGGAGUUUGCCCAGAUCCUGCCCAACCCUGCGAGUGACAUGGAGGACGUGUGGCAAAUCAGGCACGGCUGCGAGUCCGGCCGCAUCGUGGCCUUGAAGUGUUCUGAGUGCGGGGCGCGUGCCCAGGAUGCACGGGUCGUCGGCGGAAGCGAUGCGGCACCAGGCCGCUGGCCCUGGCAGGUCAGCCUGCACCUGGAUGCCCAGCACCUCUGCGGGGGCUCCUUGGUGGCACCCGAGUGGGUCGUCACAGCCGCUCACUGUGUGCACAGUUACAGGCACCUGCCGGUCUCCCGGUGGCAGGUCUUCGCCGGGCUGGUCACGCAGGCUGUGGGUUGGCAGGCAAUUGGGGCCGUGCCGGGGAGCAUCCUCUCCCACCCCCGCUACAACGACAGCAGCCACGACUACGACAUCGCACUGAUCAAGCUCCGCACCCCCUUGCGCUUCUCGGAUGCUGUCCACGCUGUGUGCCUCCCGCCGUACCACCAGGACCUCCCCGCAGGCACUGCAUGCUGGAUCUCUGGCUGGGGAUACACCCAGCCUGGGCACGCGCACAUUGCCGAGAUCUUGAAGGAAGCCCUCGUCCCCCUGAUCAGCGCCAAGAAAUGCAACGGGUCCUGCGUGUACUCGGGUGAGCUCAGCCCCAGGAUGCUGUGCGCCGGCUACUUGGACGGGAAGGUGGAUGCCUGCCAGGGAGACAGCGGUGGGCCCCUGGUCUGCCCGGACGACCUUGUCUGGCGCCUCGUGGGCAUCGUCAGCUGGGGCACGGGCUGCGCCGAGCCCAACCACCCAGGCGUCUACACCAAGGUGGCUGAAUUCCUGGACUGGAUUUAUUACAGCAUUGAGACCUAGAAGCACUGCAAAGGGCCACCUGGAGAAGCCGACCCUGGCUGUGGAGACACGGGCCAGAAGAAGGGGCCGGGCCUAAGUGACCCCCACUGCUCCGGUGACCCUCCGGCCACACGUCCCUCAGGGGAGGAUGCCCGUUUUGGGGACUGACUUUGCAGGCAGGGUGGAUGGCAAGGUGGGUGCGAGCUGUUGGCUUUGUAGGUGUGCUGCCUGCUCCUGCCUUGCCUUUCCAGCUGGAGGACAGUGCAAAUGCCAUCGCCCCUGCGGAGAAAUCCUCGCUCCAAGCCUCCCGACUCCAGAGCUGCACUCAGGGGAGAUCCCCAGAAGAGCCCGUGGGCUGAGGCAGCAGAGCCUGGAGGUGGAAGAGCUCAGGGGCGCCUCUGGGAGCUGGAGUCAGACCUACCCACGACAUGCCCUGCACGUAGCCCCCAGCCUCCUGGUUUCCUCCUUGCCUUGCUGCCUCCCUCGCCCAGCCCUGCUCCAUGGACUGCAGGUGCCCUUGGGGCUGAGGGCAGCAGAGGAGCAACGCAGGGUGUGUUGUUACAUGCAAAGUGGGGAAUAAAGAUUGGGAAGUGUA
Molecule: messenger RNA, 2107 nt
Organism: Alligator mississippiensis (American alligator)
Lineage: Eukaryota; Metazoa; Chordata; Crocodylia; Alligatoridae
Product: transmembrane serine protease 5
Exons: 13
Coding region: 160-1533 (457 amino acids)
Biological process (GO): proteolysis
Cellular component (GO): membrane
Molecular function (GO): serine-type endopeptidase activity
Source: RefSeq, a predicted model, not a curated record